This is a messenger RNA of Aureobasidium melanogenum CBS 110374, 312 nucleotides long. RefSeq lists its product as uncharacterized. Lineage: Eukaryota; Fungi; Ascomycota; Dothideomycetes; Dothideales; Saccotheciaceae. The record is from RefSeq and is a predicted model, not a curated record. The transcript is spliced from 2 exons. Bases 1 to 312 code for a protein of 103 amino acids.
AUGGCCAGUUCAUCCCUGCCCUUGAGUCCUCCUCUGAUUGAUCCUCGCAUUCCUCACGACAGAAACCUUGGUUUCGCGCCUGAACCGACUACUAUUGUCUCCGCGUCUGCUCUCGUCACUCCUAGUCAACGCCAUUCACCGCUUCUGCUCCUUCUGGGUCUCGCAUUAUCGUCGCUGCCAUCGACGUCUGGCUCAUCAUACCUAGCCCCUGUUUCGGAUGAGAAGUUCAUCGCCGAGAGGACGCUAUGGCAUGCGCAAAUGCCGUACGCGCACUCUCACUGGUUUAUUCGCACAUUGGAUAGCUUGCGAUGA